Molecule: messenger RNA, 2674 nt
Organism: Theobroma cacao (cacao)
Lineage: Eukaryota; Viridiplantae; Streptophyta; Magnoliopsida; Malvales; Malvaceae
Product: neutral/alkaline invertase 3, chloroplastic-like
Biological process (GO): sucrose catabolic process
Cellular component (GO): chloroplast
Molecular function (GO): endo-alpha-N-acetylgalactosaminidase activity; sucrose alpha-glucosidase activity
Source: RefSeq, a predicted model, not a curated record
AAGAAAAGAGAAAAGCACGCCAAAGAAGAAAAAGGAGACGUGGAAGAUUGGUCAUGUGAAUAUCUGGUGUCGCCCGCUGCAAACAAAAAAGCGUUCUGUUUAUGUGAAAAAAAUUGACUCAAUAACAAUAAUCUAUGGAAGCGAUGGUGCAGUUGCUUAUGGGACACACGUAAAUAAAAGAGAAGCAAACAUUUUCUAUCUCUUUUUGUUUUCUUUUAUAAAAACUAUCUCAGCUUUUCCCUUCUCUUAUGCUUCCCAAACAUCCUUUCAAGAACAGCCCCAAUAAGGUGUAGGUAUCUUGAAUUGAAGUGAAGCGUCUGGAUUUGUUUAAUUGGAGGAAAUAUCAUUUUAAUACAGUUAAUUUGAUUUGAUAAGCAUCACGUCUAUGGGAACUUCUGAGGCAGUUCUGCACGUUUUAUCUGGGGCUGUCCCUCGGCUUUUUAGUAGUGAUCUUUGUUCUAGCAAUUUGGAUUUAGUAUUUUCUUCUAAAUACCACAUUAAGUCUGUGAACAAAAAAGGCUCGAGUUAUAUGCAACGCUUCAAGUGUUCGAGAUUGGCGAGAUGUCAAAUAGGAAGCUAUAUGUGUAAGCCAUUAGGUGGCGGUUUGUAUGGGAAUAGGGCAAUUGGUAGAUUGAAGCUUCUUAGAUGCAAAUGCGAGCGGGCUGAAAGUGUGAGUGGAGUAGGUAUGGAUGAAGGAAAUGGGGCAUGGUUUGUAGAUAGUGCAAAGAAAUUAAAUCUUAAUGGUUCAAUAAACUCACCAAACAUUCUGGAGUUUGAUGCUGUUGAGCAGUUGAAGAGGGAAAAGGAAGGGUUGACGUCUAAUGGUACAGUUGGAACUGGCACAAGUACCUUUCACAAGGCUAGUGUAGAUUCUAUUGAGGAUGAAGCAUGGGAGUUGCUGCGGGACUCUAUGGUUUACUAUUGUGGCAGUCCUAUUGGAACAAUUGCUGCCAACGACCCCACAAGUUCCAAUGUGUUGAAUUACGAUCAAGUCUUUAUUCGUGACUUUAUACCUUCUGGUAUUGCUUUUCUAUUAAAAGGAGAGUAUGACAUUGUUCGGAACUUCAUCCUCCAUACACUUCAGUUACAGAGCUGGGAAAAAACAAUGGACUGUCAUAGCCCUGGUCAGGGAUUGAUGCCUGCAAGUUUUAAAGUGCGCACAGUUCCUCUUGAUGGUGAUGAUUCAGCAACAGAGGAGGUAUUGGAUCCUGACUUUGGAGAAGCAGCUAUUGGCCGUGUUGCUCCUGUUGAUUCUGGAUUGUGGUGGAUUAUAUUAUUACGGGCAUAUGGAAAAUGCUCUGGCGAUCUUUCAGUUCAGGAGAGAGUUGAUGUCCAAACUGGAAUCAAGAUGAUUCUACGGCUCUGUCUUGCUGAUGGUUUUGAUAUGUUUCCUACGUUAUUGGUGACAGAUGGUUCUUGUAUGAUAGAUCGUCGCAUGGGGAUUCAUGGACACCCUCUGGAAAUUCAGGCGCUUUUUUAUUCAGCAUUACUUUGUGCACGUGAAAUGCUUACUCCAGAGGAUGGAUCAGCUGAUCUUAUUCGAGCACUUAAUAAUCGUCUUGUUGCUCUGUCAUUUCAUAUCAGAGAAUAUUAUUGGAUUGAUAUGAGAAAACUUAAUGAAAUUUACCGUUACAAGACUGAAGAGUAUUCAUAUGAUGCUGUUAAUAAGUUCAAUAUUUAUCCGGAUCAAAUUUCUCCUUGGUUGGUGGAAUGGAUGCCUAAUAAAGGAGGCUUUCUGAUUGGGAACUUACAACCAGCUCAUAUGGAUUUCCGAUUCUUUUCUCUAGGAAAUUUGUGGGCCGUUGCUAGUGGUCUUGCAACAACUGAUCAGUCACAUGCUAUAUUGGAUCUCAUCGAAGCUAAAUGGGCAGAUUUGGUGGCCGACAUGCCAUUUAAGAUCUGCUACCCAGCUCUUGAAGGUCGGGAGUGGCAGAUCAUUACAGGCAGUGAUCCCAAGAACACGCCUUGGUCCUACCACAAUGGUGGUUCGUGGCCGACUUUACUGUGGCAGCUCACAGUCGCAUGCAUGAAGAUGAAUAGACCAGAAAUUGCUGCAAAGGCUAUAUCAGUUGCUGAGAAACGCAUAUCUAGGGACAAAUGGCCCGAAUACUAUGAUACUAAAAAGGCAAGGUUUAUUGGAAAACAAUCACACCUGUUCCAGACCUGGUCUAUUGCUGGAUAUCUUGUGGCAAAACUUCUGCUUGCAGACCCAAAUGCAGCAAAGAUUUUGACAACUGAAGAGGAUUCUGAACUUGUCAAUGCCUUCUCCUGCAUGAUUAGUGCUAACCCAAGAAGAAAACGAGGUCCAAAGAGCUUGAAGCAGACAUACAUAGUUUGAGUUCUCUAAAUUGUGUGCAUACCUGAUUUAUGGUACAUUUAUUGUCUCCAAUGGUCGUAAUUUGGAAUUGGCUGUUGAAGUGUAAUAUGUAUAUCAUUUUUCUUUUGAUUUAUUCAAUUUAGUCAAGCUUAAUUGGUGGAACAACCAUAUAGAUGUAUCAAAAUUUCUUAUGUAAAGAUUGUUUCUCUGAUUUAGGGUAAUAGGUAGUACUGUAACGUAUUGUUGUACUCUGGACGGAUCCAAUGGGAACUCUUCUUUUGUCAAACUGUUAUAUAUAUGAAUAUAGUGAAUGUAUGUCAUAAGUUUUUAAAUGUAAAUCGAAGAACAUUAUAUCUA